Messenger RNA from Plasmodium coatneyi, 2250 nucleotides. Its product is annotated as SICA antigen. The transcript has 5 exons. The record is from RefSeq and is a predicted model, not a curated record. Lineage: Eukaryota; Apicomplexa; Aconoidasida; Haemosporida; Plasmodiidae. The annotation marks the transcript as partial.
UAUUUGUUCCUCGGUAAAAAAAGGAAACGUCACAGAAGGGCUCAUCAAGUAUCUGGUCCUCCUUCCUUAGAGGAACAAGUCCUUGAUCGUGUGACACAGCAGGAUGGUCCACAUGAAUAUACCUUAGUAAAGAAACGCAGACAACCAAGAUCUGUUUCAACGGGAACGAAGAGUCCAAAAAAACAGGGCGUUGGUCGCUCUGUCGUUCGACGUACCAUUAUUGAUAUUCAUUUAGAAAUCUUAGACGAAUGUCAAAGGGAAGAUUUGCAUUCGACGAAGGAAGAGUUUUUUGAAAUUUUGGUUCAAGAAUUUAUGGGAAGCAAAUUUAUAGAAGAAGAAAAUGUUCCUAAGGAACAAGUUUCUAUGGUUGAUGUUUCUAAGGAACAGGAUCAAAUGUGGAGGGAUGUAGGGAACAGGGUUGAUCCACUAGUAGAUGCAAUAUCUAAGGCGGACACGAAGGCGGACAGUUAUUGCAAUGACGAUAGAUGGAACAAUAAUGUAGUGACUUUUGCAGAAAGGGAAGUGUGCAAGUUCAUUGCUAGGGGACUGCAUCAUAUAUAUAGCACUCAGACAGGCGACGGACGGACGGACGAUAGGGCCAAGAAUGACCAAAGAUUUAAAAGAACUAUGGAAUGUGUUCUACUGAACGAUUAUGUGGAUAAAUUAAAAGAAAAAGCGAAGAAGAAAGGGAAUUGUGAUGUUGAGAGAGGCAUUAAUGAAGCCUUUAAGAAAAGAAAAUUGACAGGUCUGUCUGAAAAAAUAGCAGGGGGUGACCGGGAGGUCCAUACUUUGUGCGAGAAAAUUGAUGGGAAGAACACUACACUGAGUAAAGCACAAAAGGAAGCUUGUAAUUAUAUUGUUCGAGGAUUAAAAUAUAUAUAUGGUGUCCGAAGUGGAGGUAGUAGUAUGGAUAGGAAUACCAGAAUAUUUAAGCAAACCAUGUACUGCGUAUUCCUGAAUGCUUAUGCGGACAAAUUGAAAGAAAAGAAUCCUACUUGUAUCACGGAAGAUACCAUAAAAGAAGCAUUUAAGAAAGGAAAUACAAAGAAGGAGGUAUGGUGUUUGGAUAAGCAGAAUGGUAAUUGUGCAGUGUGUGAACGGGAGGAAAACUAUGGAACUUGUAAAUUGGACAUAAAUAAAAGUCUCUGGAAGCCAGAAAUGUGCGAGAUAGACAAAGAUGAUGUAAAGAAAAAAGUGGAUGGGCUGCUCAACAGUGAUGGUAAAAUAAAGACAACUCUAAAUACUAUAACGGAGGACGUUGGACGUGUAUUGAGGAGUCUGUCCACUGCUAUGACUAAUAAUAACGAGAAAAUGGACCUAUAUUGCAAUACAAUUGGAGGGCCAGAUAGUGCAGAAAAAAAGGCAUGUCAAUAUAUUACUAGGGGGUUAGAGCAUGUAUAUAAUUCUCAGGAAACUGGGACUUGGAGGGAUAAAGAUGCUGCGAAAAAAAAGAAGAACAACCAACAAUUUGAUCGAACUAUGGGAUGCGCUUUCCUGAAUGUGUACGCUGAUAGAAUAAAAAAAACAUGUAAUGAAGCAAAGGAGGGCAUAGACCAUGCCUUUGAAAAAAGUGAAGAAAUUAAGAAAGAAACAUCUCCAUGUAAUAAAGAUAAUAAUUGUGUUACUUGCAAGAGGGAAGAAAAUUUUGGUUGCACGCUACACGUGAAGGAUGAUCUGCUGAAUAUGGGAGCAAGCGCACGUUGCGAAGGGGACAGACAAAAUAUACAGAAUAAGUUGGGUAAAAUGCUGGAUCUAACGACGAACAAGGAUCCACAAUAUUUCUUCCUCGGUAAAAAAAGAAGACGUCAUAGAAGAGAGGAACAGUUAAUCUCUCCCCCCUCAGAAGAAAAACUCCUUGAUCAUGUGGACGACCAGGCAGAUGGUCCACAUGCAUAUACCUUAGUAAAGGAACGCAGACAACAAAGAUCAACACCACAAAGAGGAAGAAAAAAACGGGCUCAUAGGCGUGGUAGUGGUGGUGGUGUACGUCGCCGCACGAUUAUUGAUAUUCAUUUACAAGUGUUGGACGAAUAUCAAAAAGGGGAUCUUCAUUCGACGAAGGAAGACUUUCUACAAAUUAUUGUUCAUGAAUUUAUGGGAAGGAACUUUGUAAAAGGAGAAAAUGUUCCUAAGGAACAAGUUCCUCUCAUAAAUAUUCCUGAGGAACAGGUUCAAUGUUUAGAUUCCGGGUUUAGGGAGGAAGACUUUGUUCCUGACGAAGGAUGUUCCAAGUUCAGAUUCCGGGUUUAG